Daucus carota subsp. sativus is the source of this 1703-nucleotide messenger RNA. RefSeq names its product aspartate aminotransferase, cytoplasmic. Gene Ontology annotation, molecular function: L-aspartate:2-oxoglutarate transaminase activity; pyridoxal phosphate binding. Gene Ontology annotation, biological process: amino acid metabolic process; biosynthetic process. The coding region runs from base 55 to 1389 and encodes 444 amino acids. Gene Ontology annotation, cellular component: mitochondrion. Lineage: Eukaryota; Viridiplantae; Streptophyta; Magnoliopsida; Apiales; Apiaceae. The transcript has 12 exons. The record is from RefSeq and is a predicted model, not a curated record.
GUAAUAAAAAGAGACACGAAAUAGGAAAUAUAUAUUUGCAGGAAGAGAAAAGAAAUGGAGGCAAGAGCUGCUGAUCGGAGAAUAGCUACUCUCGCCCGUCACCUUGAAGCUUCUUCACUAAAAGAUAGUCAUGAGAUUGUAUCAGCCUCACCCACUUCUUCAAAUUCUUCAUCACCGUCUGUGUUUAAUCAUCUUGCUCGUGCCCCUGAAGAUCCCAUUCUUGGGGUUACUGUUGCAUUCAACAAAGAUCCGAGUCCGUCGAAGUUGAACUUGGGGGUUGGUGCUUAUAGGACAGAGGAAGGAAAGCCUCUUGUCUUGAAUGUUGUGAGGCAAGCCGAAAAACUACUUGUUAAUGACAGCUCUCGUAAUAAGGAGUAUAUUCCAAUUGUUGGACUGGCCGACUUCAAUAAGCUUAGUGCUAAGCUCAUACUCGGUGCUAACAGUCCAGCUAUUCAGGAGAACAGGGUUACAACUGUACAGUGUUUGUCUGGUACUGGUUCUCUACGGGUUGGUGCUGAAUUUUUGGCUAGACACUAUCACCAGCGGACGGUGUAUAUUACUCAACCAACAUGGGGAAACCACCCCAAAGUUUUUGCUUUAGCAGGUUUGUCGGUGAAGACGUACCGAUACUACGACCCCGCAACCCGUGGACUCAACUUUCAAGGCUUGUUGGAGGACCUUGGUUCUGCACCAUCUGGUGCGAUUGUGCUACUUCAUGCAUGUGCUCAUAAUCCCACUGGCGUUGAUCCAACUCCUGCACAAUGGGAACAGAUAAGGCAGUUAAUUAGGUCAAAAGGAUUGUUACCUUUCUUUGAUAGUGCUUAUCAGGGAUUUGCAAGUGGAAGUCUGGAUCGUGAUGCAGAGCCUGUUCGUAUGUUUGUAGCUGAUGGUGGUGAAUGUCUUGUUGCUCAGAGUUAUGCUAAGAAUAUGGGAUUAUAUGGGGAACGUGUUGGUGCCUUGAGCAUUGUUUGCAAGACUGCUGAUGUGGCGAGUCGAGUUGAAAGCCAGUUAAAACUUGUAAUCAGACCGAUGUAUUCAAGCCCACCCAUUCAUGGUGCAUCAAUUGUUGCUACCAUUCUCAAGGACAGGAGCAUGUACCAUCAGUGGACUAUUGAACUAAAAGAAAUGGCUGAACGUAUUAUUAGCAUGCGCCAGCAACUUUUUAAUGCUUUGAAAUCUAGAGGUACACCUGGUGACUGGAGUCACAUCAUCAAGCAGAUUGGAAUGUUUACUUUUACGGGUCUCAACUCAAAGCAAGUGGCUUUCAUGACCAAAGAAUUCCAUAUCUACAUGACUUCUGAUGGGCGCAUUAGCAUGGCAGGCUUGAGUUCUAGGACGGUUCCACACCUAGCAGAUGCAAUACAUGCUGCUGUCACGCGUGGUGUUUAAAGUUUAAACUGGUAACAGCCGGACAAUACUUGAUUCCUUGUCUUUGUAGCUCUCCUUGCAUCUCAAGUUACUAAAAAAGUUCAUACUUAAUGCUCUGUAAUAAUUGUAGCCUCUCAUUAGAGACGUAAACUAGAUAUCUACUUCCACCAGGGAAGCUGAUGUAUCAAUAUCAGAGGAUUUCUGAGAACAUAAUGUGUAGUGGACUGGUGUUAUAAUGCGUGUUCUUCAUUGGUUGCUAGAAUAAUGUUUGCUUGGGUGCAAUAUACGGACUAUGUUCUGUUCCAGGUUUAAUAAAUUCCAGGUUUCCUGUUUCA